UAACACUCUGUGCCAAAGAUUGUCACUUUGACGAUACAUUUUUGGGUUCUGUGAAUUCCGUAAUCCGUGAUACUUAUAUUUAUUAUCAGCAGGGCAGCGUAACCGUAUCGAACUAUCAGUAUUCUGGCCUGUAUAAACAAUAUACCUUAGUGUUUGUUGUUUAGAAGUGAAAACGAUAUAUGAUUUGUGGGUAUCUUAGUCUACUGCAGGACAUUGACUGAAACACAUUUCUUUUAAAACAAAUUUCAAUAAAGUUAUCUAAAAAUGAAUAUGCAACAACGAGAAGAAAAGCAGCUUGAGACUACAAUUCAGGCCAUAUUAAAUAGAGUAAAUGAUUUGAAAACAGCCAUUCAGUCUCUAAUUAAUAAGGUUGAAACAGAAUAUGAGACUAUAAACUGGCCUACGUUCUUGGAUAACUACGCUAUUUUAUCAGGACACUUGACUGGAUUGAGCAAAAUAUUACAAGCAGAACUGGCUGCGUCACUUAGAUCUAGAAUUGUGUUGCCACUACAACUUAGUUGUGAGCGGGAUGAAGCUUUGGCUCGACUUACAGAGGGGCGGGUCCCAGCUUGUACCCAUGAUCUGGUCCCAGACUUGCUACGUACCAAACCUGAACCACAAGCUGAACAGAGACUUCAACAGUUUAAUCACAAAGCCAGUACCCUAAGUUAUGAUACCGCACAGAAACAAGUAGCUCAAUUCACAAAAGUUGUAAGCCAUGUUUGGGAAAUAAUAUCUAAAGGAAAGGAAGACUGGGAUGGAGAAUCCAUGAGAUCAGCUGGGAUGCAACCAACUCAUAGUAUUGCUGAUACACAUGCAUUGGUGACUGCUGUGGGUACCGGCAAGGGACUACGGCCCGGCAUUCCGUCGAUAGUGCCACAGGGCGUGGCACCUGGAAUGGGACCAUCACGAGGUCCUACGCCACAACUAGGACAAGCUGCGCCUUCAUUACCCAAAGCACCAUCAGCUAUUAAAACAAAUAUCAAAGCUGCAAAUCAGAUUCAUCCUUAUCAACGUUAAUUACUAAAAUAAUAAAACCAAUAUUUUAUUUAA
Molecule: messenger RNA, 1053 nt
Organism: Trichoplusia ni (cabbage looper)
Lineage: Eukaryota; Metazoa; Arthropoda; Insecta; Lepidoptera; Noctuidae
Gene: MED8
Product: mediator of RNA polymerase II transcription subunit 8
Exons: 4
Coding region: 265-1020 (251 amino acids)
Biological process (GO): regulation of transcription by RNA polymerase II
Cellular component (GO): core mediator complex; mediator complex
Molecular function (GO): RNA polymerase II cis-regulatory region sequence-specific DNA binding; transcription coregulator activity
Source: RefSeq, a predicted model, not a curated record